GUUUAUUCUUUAUUGCAUCGAAGGCCGUGUGGCAAAGGAAGAGAAUAAACGGUCGAAGCUGUGGUCCCGUUCUUUCGGGUUCCGUUCCAACGACCCCGGUUUUUUUUGGGUGAUUUGGUCCGUCUCGAUCAUGACCGUCGCCAAGGGCUGCUCUGAUUGGCGGUCCAGGUUCGUGAGCAAACUGCCGAGGAGUUGGACUGCGACAAGGACUGUGACAGGGGACUGCACUGAAGUGGUGGUCCAUGCGUUGCGUAUCCGGAAACCUGAAAGUGGACAGUUUCGAUGAUUCCAGCUUUGCCUGUUCAUGUCUGUUCAUCCAUAUCGUCUGUUUGGCGUUUUUCCUCCGUUUUUUUUUGUUUUGUUUUGUUGUUUUUGGCUGCGUAUUUUUCGCCGAUGGUGGUGAUGCGGCCGCCCACCACACGUGCUCACCAUUCCAGCACUUGGCUUCUGGAAUUUGCACCUUCAGAGCCGGAUGCAACGAGUCGUGCUGCAGGGACGACAGAAGCAAAUGUGGAGAAGGCGGAUCCGAACCCUGCCGGUUCGGCGUGCUCGGCCAGGGUCCUUGCCAAGGGGGGCCCGAGCAUCUCAAGCCAUGUGGAGCGCACAUAUCCGUCAGCCGAAGCCAGCACCAAGACCAGUUUGGACAAGCUCAGACAAGUCGGUCGUGGCGGUUUUUGAAAAGAGCCGCGCCUUGCGGGCAGGCCGUGCUGCGCUUUCGCUUGGUAAUCUUCGUAAUCGAUGGAUCGAUCGCCAGAACGAGCAUGUCAGCGUCGCGCGAGGAACUUCGCGCUCAGUUGAUGAUGACGACCCGAUGUGAUAACAGAGCACGACAGACAAGGAGUCAGACACUCGGGCAUCGGCCUCAUCAGAACCAUCGCAGACGGUGGAGAGAGAAUGUUCAAGACCCCUUCAGCUUCUCCACCGCCAUCGCCGUGUGACGCAAAUUCGUACACAGCCGGUCGAACGACGUGUCAUGCCAUGCGCGCCGCCACCGCGGCCGACGGUGGAAAUAAACAAUCGAUAAAUUAUCGUGAUUAUCUCAAAGCGCGUGCAGCAGAUGGCUGCGUGCGCUGGUUUUCGAUGGAUUUCGGGGUCGGCUGGUGUCGAAGGAAAGAGCGAGGUUCGAUAGGUAGUUUGCUGG
Messenger RNA from Chaetomium fimeti, 1141 nucleotides. RefSeq lists its product as uncharacterized. NCBI's taxonomy places the organism in Eukaryota, Fungi, Ascomycota, Sordariomycetes, Sordariales, Chaetomiaceae. The record is from RefSeq and is a predicted model, not a curated record. The transcript has a single exon. The coding region runs from base 243 to 938 and encodes 231 amino acids.